AUGUUUUAUAAUAAAAAUACUGUAACACCAUUUUUAUGGAAAAGAACAUUGAAUAGAUUAAAAAAAAAUGAAAACAAUGUUUUCGAAUGUACACACAUUAGGAAUGGUACAUGUUUAGAUAAAGAGAACUUUCAUGAACAAGUUACAAAUACAGGAGUAAGAAGACAACUUAUCAAUUGCAAGCAUAACAGAUAUGUGAAUGAAACUGCGGGAAAUAUUUCCAGUCAUACCAGGAAAAUAGAGGACACUAAAUGCUAUAAUAAUAGUGCAAGUUGCAAAAGUUACCCAUUCAGUAUCCGAAGUGUUCAAAGUGUUCCAAUUGUUCGAGGUGUCCUCGGUGACAGUUGUGGAAGGGGAAAAUUUCAUAUUGGAAAAAUCACAAAAAACUAUUGUGUAAUUCAGCCAAAUAUAAAUGAAGGCAGGAAUACGAUGGAUGAUACCAUAUCCAGGGGGAUUACAGAACUGAAGCAAGUAGAGACAGAAAGUGUCCAUAGUAAUAAUUCAAAAGAAGUUCUAAAAGGAUACAAAGAUACGCUACCGGAAGAUGUUAAUAAUGUAGAAUUGCUAAAAUGCGUAAUGACAAAGAAAAAAAAGAAAAUAUAUAAAUUUAAAGAAUUUUCAAUUUUUUCAUUUAACAUUUUGGCAAAUAGUUUAGUAGACUAUAAAUACGAGAAAAAUUGUUCUAAUGUCAUGAAAUGGAUAAAUAGAAAAGAAACAAUUUUUCAGAAUAUAAUAAAUAAGUUAUCAGAUAUCAUAUGUCUACAAGAAAUAGAAGAAUCAUAUUUUACAGAAUUAGAAGAGAAACUAAAAUUAUUACAUUAUAAAGGAUUAUUUUUAAAAAAGAAAAAAGAAACAUGUCAAGAUGGAAUAUGUAUCUUUUAUAAUACAAAAAUGUUUAAGUUAUUAUUUUUUGAUGAAAUCAUUUAUGAUAAAUCUCAUUUUCUGAAAAAAUGGCACGUAGGGCUUAUAGUAGCUUUAAAAAAUUUACAUUCCAAAAAGAUAGAAUAUUAUGAUGAAAAUAUAAUUUCUGAUGAUGAUAGAAAAAUGGUGGAAAACCAAAACAAAAACAGAUCAUCUGGUUGCGUUUUUUCAUUAAAUGAUAUUGUUAUUGUUUCCAAUACGCAUCUGAUCUUUGAUUCUUGUAAGGGGGACGUAAAGCUGUACCAACUGUGCUAUAUGACUUAUCGAUUGGUUGUCAUGAUGAAUAAAUGUUUAAAUUAUUUAAGGGUUCUUAAGAAAAAGGUACAUAUGAAUAAGGUGAAGGUGAAAGUGAAAGAAAACGAGGAAGAGAAAAAAGGGAUAAAAAAAAAUGGUUCAAGAAAAGCAGACAAAAUUGAAAACUCUGAAAACAUACUUCACGUGGAAGAAAGACUACACGAAACGGUAGCAAAAAGCGAGUGCAAGGAUUAUCACAAAAUAGACAAUAGUGGUGUUCUUAGUCCUGCUAUAAUUUUCUGUGGGGACUUGAACAUAACACCAAAUAGCUUGUUGUACUACUAUAUAAUUAACAGGUACAUAAAUUUGAAGAAUAUAAAUCUAAAAAAUAUUUCAGGUCAGUACCUUAUGUUUAAAAAGGAGUACUAUGUUUAUAGCUAUUACAACGGAAAUGAAAUUAAAAAGAUGUUUGAUGAAAACAUACUUAAUGAUUUAAAACUUGAGCACUGCAAUAGUUUAACAGAAAACAUGAAAAGAGAAUCCUUAUUUUAUUUUUUUAAAAAUGAAAAUAUUUUAAACGAGGAGUAUUUAAUGAGCAAAAAUUUUCAGCACGCAGAUGAACCAUAUUUGAAAAAUUAUAAUUCCUAUGAAUAUUCUCAGAACAAAUUUAAAGAACGGAAGAAAAACUAUUUACCUUCUUAUAAUCAUACAAAGAAAAAAACUAAAGCAUUUCCUGUUAUCGAACAGUUACGCAAUGAACACAAAUACAAUGAGCAGUUCGAGAAGACGCGCGAGGUAAAGGAAGAAGAGUGCAUUAAUAAUAAAAAAGACCAACAGGAGAAUGUUGUUGGAAUGGAUAAUCAUAUGAUGCAGGAUGGGGAUGAGUAUGAUGAUGAUGAUGGAGAAGGUGAAGAUGAUGAAGAAUUCGAAGAUGAUGAAGAAGUCGAAGAUGAUAGAGAAGUCGAAGAUGAUAGAGAAGUCGAAGAGGACUGUCAACAGUGUCAACCAGAAAACGCAACGAAAAUAGUAAAUAAUCAACGAGAGGAAGAGUUCGCACUGUACUAUCCAUUAUAUUUUGAAAGUAUUUAUAACAGCUCGGAAGAAAAUCGGGUAGAAAAGGAAAAGCCAUGUUACAAGUAUGAUGAUAUAGACAAAUUGAAUGAUGAGGAAAAUAAUUUAACUCUUAGUGGUGUCCCAUUCACUGUAUUUCACGGAAAGCAAAAGGGUUGUGUCGAUUAUAUAUUUUAUUCGUACAAGACUCUUAAGAAAAUAUCUUGUUCCACAUUCCCGUCAUUCGACCAACUUGCGAAACAUGGAUGCCUACCGAAUGAGAAAUAUUCCUCCUCCGACCAUUUGUAUCUACGCGCUACUCUAGUUAGAAGGUCAAAUAAGUAG
Plasmodium gonderi is the source of this 2550-nucleotide messenger RNA. Its product is annotated as endonuclease/exonuclease/phosphatase domain containing protein. Bases 1 to 2550 code for a protein of 849 amino acids. The record is from RefSeq and is a predicted model, not a curated record. The transcript is spliced from 3 exons. Gene Ontology annotation, molecular function: 3'-5'-RNA exonuclease activity. Lineage: Eukaryota; Apicomplexa; Aconoidasida; Haemosporida; Plasmodiidae.